Megalobrama amblycephala (Wuchang bream) is the source of this 2683-nucleotide messenger RNA. It is a transcript of the gene mri1, whose product is annotated as methylthioribose-1-phosphate isomerase 1. The transcript is spliced from 6 exons. NCBI's taxonomy places the organism in Eukaryota, Metazoa, Chordata, Actinopteri, Cypriniformes, Xenocyprididae. Gene Ontology annotation, molecular function: S-methyl-5-thioribose-1-phosphate isomerase activity. The record is from RefSeq and is a predicted model, not a curated record. The coding region runs from base 241 to 1302 and encodes 353 amino acids.
GCGGGACCAGAUGGGCGGGGCUUCCUACCGGAGUGAACACGCGGUUCCGUGAGCCGUGCGCUUUUCCCCCCCAGUCCGUGCAGGCCUUUAAACUACGCCCACACCUCGCGAUUCAAGAUUCACGAUUCACCCUGCUUUUAACACACCCCGAAUCCACAGGACACGAGACUAACCGACGGAACCCGUCACACAUCGGCGACAGCGCUCCCGGAAUACCUUCAGCCGCAUCUCAUACGGGUCAUGACGCUGGAAGCGAUCCGGUACCGGUCCGGGUCUCUGCAGAUCCUCAACCAGCUGCUGCUGCCGCACGAGACCGUGUUCGACGAGAUCCGUUCGGUGCGGGACGGAUAUGAGGCCAUCAAGACCAUGAAGGUGCGCGGCGCUCCUGCCAUCGCCAUCGUGGGGUGCCUGAGCCUGGCGGUGGAGCUGCGGGCGGGCGCUGGGGGUGAUGACCUCGUUUCCUUCAUCAGGGAUUCUCUGUGCCACCUGACUUCCGCGCGACCCACGGCGGUCAACAUGGGCCGAGCUGCCCGCGAGCUCAUGGAGUUCACCGAGAACGAGAGCAUGGAGAAAAACACAGAGCAGCUGAGAGACAGCGUGAUUGGCUGGAUUGAGGAGAUGUUGGAGCGAGACGUGAACGACAACAAAAAAAUCGGCAACUACGGCGCCCAGCACAUCCUGUCUGGAGUCCCGCGAGACUCCGUCACCAUCCUCACACACUGCAACACCGGCAGCCUCGCCACAGCGGGAUACGGCACAGCUCUCGGAGUGGUACGGUCGCUGCACUCGCUGGGACGCUUGAAGCGUUUGUACUGCACAGAGACGAGGCCCUACAACCAGGGCGCCCGACUGACGGCGUACGAGGCUGUCGCUGAAGGAUUCCCGGCCACCCUCAUCACAGACAGCAUGGCGGCGCUCGCCAUGAGGGAGAAAGGCAUCACAGCUGUCGUCGUCGGAGCGGACAGGGUUGUUGCAAACGGCGACACGGCAAACAAAGUGGGCACAUAUCAGCUGGCCAUCGCCGCGAAACAUCACGGGGUACCGUUUUACGUGGCGGCGCCCAGCACGUCCUGUGAUCUGAGUCUGGAGAGCGGACGAGAUAUCGUGAUUGAGGAACGUCCACCUGAGGAGCUCACCAGCAUCAAUGGAGUUCCUGUAGCUGCACCUGGGAUCGACGUGUGGAACCCGGCGUUUGACGUCACUCCUCACCAGCUGAUCACGGGCGGCAUCAUCACCGAGCUCGGCGUGUUCCUGCCGUCUGAACUCCAGGCCGCUCUGACGGGGAGACUCACUGCUCUGUGAGGCCGCGGCGCCCCCGCUGGCACGGGUGUAUCACUGCACCUCAAACACCUCUCGCCUCCGUCUCUCUCGUAAUGUUUUCACCUCACUGUGGUGGAAGUUGCACCUUUAAUUACACACACAAGCGUCGGCACCGAGGUGUUAACAAGGUACACGCACGUUCCAUUCAAUUCAACACUUACAAAGUGAAGUGGAAUAACACCAUGUGACACAAAAUUGUACAACCCAGGGAUGCUUGUAAACACACACACACACAUACACAUGCAAACAGACACACCUUCUCCUUCUCUCUGUGUGUACAGCUCAUGUCACACCAUCUCAUGUCUUUUGUCUACAUCGUUGUGAAAACCUCAUUCAUCUGUUCCUUUUUUCCACUCGUUUCUUCCCCUCUAUCUGGCUCAGCUUCAGUUUAUAACAGGAAGUAUUUCAGAGAGAUGGCAAACGGUGGGCAGCCAUUGAGAACAUUCAGAGUAUUUCAAAAUAAAAGUCUUAGGUUUAAUACGGGUUGAACUGAUGUCCUUUGAGGGUGAAUCUCACAAAACCUGCCGAGAGUGUGUCCAGGUCAUGUUUCACCUCAAAAUCAAAUGGAAAACUAAUCUUUCAUAAAGUAAACAAAGCCUAUUUUAGGACCAAUAUGAUUUUGCGUUGACUUUAUUUUAAUGUUAUGCAGAUUUUUCCUCCAUAUUCUCAGUACUGUAAUGCAAAACAUUUUCUAUUUAAAUUGUAAAUGUAUACUAUACUUUAGAUUUAAAAAAUAUAUCACGGUGGCACAUAUCGUGGUUGGUACUUAUUGCUGUAAUAUUGUAAAAAAAUAAAUAAAAAAAAUACUGUAUUACAGUAAUGAGAAUCUUUGAAAUAAAUUUUAUAAAAUAGAUUUGCCAUGAAAUAAAAAUAUAAAAAAGGUAAUUGCAAGCUUAUAUCUCACAAUUCUGACCAUUUUCUCAGAAUUGCAUGAUAUAAAUUUUGAGUUAUAAAGUCAGAAUUAUCAAAUAUCAUUGGGGUCAUCAAGUGGGCACCCUCCUUCAUGGACGUUUCGUUGAUGAACUCACAACGUCUCCAGAGGGCUCAGCAGUGACACCUGGCAUCCCAGGUACACCCCCCUCAACUCCAUGUCCUCCUGUCUUCAUCUCGCUGCCCAGCUGAUGUCUUUUCUUUUCUGCUGCAUUCAACAGGGACUUGAUUGCCUGUUGGAGAGAGCGACCCCUAACCCACAUUUUACUCUGUAGACUGGUUGUGGAUGUGGCGCAAAACUCCAGCAUCCCAAUUCCACUGGAAAAAUCCUCCCCUUCCAGCCAUAUUGUGCACCUUCGGUUGCCAGUUCAGAGUACUUCUCUCAAAUGCUUCCUCCAUGGUGCAGACCAAUACCCCCUUUCCACCAGCACGA